AUGCCACGCUGGUCGUCCUUGAAAAAGAUCCUUGGCUACGAGUUCCAGAAUAAGGAUAAUCUAAAACUUGCUCUUACGCAUACAACUUCGAACCCCAUCAAGUGCCCAAGUAAAGACAGUGACCGUUUGGAAACGCUGGGGGAUAAAUUCCUAGUAGGCGCCAUGAUCAUGGUAAAAUACUACAAAACAUAUCCUACUUAUGGGGCAGAAGAAUUGGCUAAUCUUACGUCAAUGAUCACCUGUAACGGUUCCUGCAGUAAUCCAAACAACCAUUCCAGAAGAAGGAUUGCAAUUGGGAUUGAUUAUCCGAAGGUUUACGCUGAUCUUUUCGUGGCGGUUGCAGCGUCUAUUUACGUUGACUGCAAUGAAGACUUUAAUACUUUUCGCCGUGUCUUUUUUUAA
Daphnia pulicaria is the source of this 402-nucleotide messenger RNA. RefSeq names its product ribonuclease 3-like. Gene Ontology annotation, cellular component: cytoplasm; nucleus; RISC complex. The record is from RefSeq and is a predicted model, not a curated record. The coding region runs from base 1 to 402 and encodes 133 amino acids. The transcript is spliced from 3 exons. Gene Ontology annotation, molecular function: deoxyribonuclease I activity; RNA binding; ribonuclease III activity. Gene Ontology annotation, biological process: siRNA processing; pre-miRNA processing; apoptotic DNA fragmentation. Lineage: Eukaryota; Metazoa; Arthropoda; Branchiopoda; Diplostraca; Daphniidae.